UUUACCGUAUUGGAAGGAUCAUUUGCUAAGGCAUAACCUAGAUGUGAUGCAUAUUGAGAAGAACUUUUUUGACAAUAUCAUAAAUACAAUCUUGGAUGUGCUAGGCAAGACAAAGGACAAUCUAAAAUCGAGAUUGGACCUUCCUGAUAUAUGUGAGCGUCCUGAGCUAUAUGUUAUGGACAAUGGAAAAGGUCCAAUUCCAAUCUUCAGAUUAGAUGCAAAGGGAAAGAAAGCGCUAUUUGAUUGGAUAAUCAAUAGUGUUAAAUUUCCUGAUGGUUAUGCAUCUAAUCUCUCGCGUUGCGUAGAUAUUAACAGCGGCAAAUUUUCUGGAAUGAAGAGUCAUGAUUGCCAUGUUUUUAUGCAACGUUUGCUUCCUUUCGCAUUGGCUGAACUUUUACCCAAAAAUGUUCAUCAAGCAAUAGCCGGGAUAAGUACAUUUUUCAGAGACCUUUGCUCAAGAUCCCUCACAGCCGAUGGCAUAGCUCUCCUAGAUAAGAACAUUCCUUUGAUCUUAUGCAAUUUAGAAAAAAUAUUUCCACCAUCUUUUUUUGAUGUUAUGGAACAUCUUCCGGUUCAUCUUCCUCGAGAAGUAGCGCUAGGUGGACCUGUUCAGUAUAGGUGGAUGUAUCCAUUUGAAAGGUUCAUGUUCCAUCUUAAAAAGAAAGUGAAAAAUCUGAGCAAGGUCGAGGGUUCUAUUGUGGCGCAGAGUAUAAAUGAAGAGACUUCAUAUUUUUCUUCGUACUACUUCGCACCUAAUGUUCAAACAAAAGCUAGAAAACCAGGCCGCUAUGAUGAUGGCGGUAAGAAACCUUCUCACCACACCGAUAUCCCAAAGAGAUUUACAGAAGUUGGGCGAUUUAGCGGAAAACAACAGUCAGUUUGGUUGACAGAUGAAGAAUACAAACAUGUGCAUAACUAUAUACUUCGUAACUGCGAAGAAGUAUUACCAUAUGAGAGUGUAGGUGGUGAUGACAAUGCAGAUGAAUUUGACGAUUCUGACAAUUCAAGUCGGUCAAGCGACUCAUCAGAUUCAGAUGAUCAUGAGUAG
This is a messenger RNA of Arabidopsis lyrata subsp. lyrata, 1048 nucleotides long. RefSeq lists its product as uncharacterized. Bases 47 to 1048 code for a protein of 333 amino acids. NCBI's taxonomy places the organism in Eukaryota, Viridiplantae, Streptophyta, Magnoliopsida, Brassicales, Brassicaceae. The transcript has 3 exons. The record is from RefSeq and is a predicted model, not a curated record.